AUGGAAGAAAGACUAAAAGCUAUACGAGCCGGCAACAGAUCAGCAGUUACAAAGCUAUUUGGACGGUUUUUGGACUUGAAGGAAAAUUCAGCCAGUGAAGAAAUUACCGAUGAAAUCAACAUAAUUAGAAAGUCUCUCGCGCUGAAAAGGCAGACCCUACAAGAAGUGAAUGGCCGCAUAUUGGAUAUCCUAUCUGAAGAGGACAUCGAAACAGAAAUUGCAAAUACAGAUGAGUACAUGUAUGAAUUAUACCAUAAAAUUAGGCAAACUGAGAAAUUUACAGAAAAAGUUCCAUGUAAAACUUUGAACGCCAAUGCCGAGUGUUUUAUACCCACCACAGAUAUUCAAGCUAAUAACGUUAACACGUCAGCUACAAUUAACUCAAGUGAAACGGCUUGUGAGAAUAUUUUGAACAAUGUUCCUGCCUCUGAUCUCAAUGCACAAACAGCACAAACAAUAGCAGGAUUUGCGCUUACAAAUGCUAAUUACGAAACGGCAAUAGACUUGCUCAAAGAACGAUUUGGUCAGCCACAGAAAAUUAUUAACGCUCAUAUGAGAGCACUCAUCGAACUUCCUGCCCCCAGAAAUGAUGCCAUUAGUUUAAGAAAUUUUGGAGAUUUCUUGGAAUCUCAUCUGAAAUUAGAAAAAAACAUUGCACGUGAGUACGAUGGUGACAACAUUUCACUACAAAAUCUUCGUAAAGCUAUCAGCAAAGAAGUCAAAAUCCUUGAAUCAGGCCAGAUUGAAAACAGCGAUGGAUUUCACGCAACAGCAAUGUUUCUUACCGGAGCCUCAAAGAUACAACGCAACGUUCAUUAUUCACGUAAUCAGAAAACAAGAGAGUUAACUCCUCAUGUUGAAACAACAGAGAUGAAGAGCCGCCCAUGCAUUUAUUGUUGCACAGAGAAUCAUUUUCCAGGGGAUUGUAAGAAAGUUACAGACGUAAGUGCAAGAUUCGACAUCUUAAAACGGAAGAAAUUAUGUUUCAACUGCUUGGGAAACCACCGUGCCUCAGAUUGUAAAUCCCGCAACAGAUGUAAAAAGUGUCAGAAAAAACACCACACAAGUAUAUGCGACAUGAAACUAACGAGGGACAGAGAUGAGCCCACCAAAUCAACAAGUGUCAACAUUGUAGAAACGAGCAAGAAGUCAGAAACCACAGUACUGAACGUUGAACAUCGACCUACAAAUGUUUUACUGAAAACAGCUAUUGCCCCGGUGAGUCAUGAAAAUCAGACAACCGAUGCUAAUAUCUUAUUUGAUGAAGGAUCGCAAAGAUCGUUCAUAACAGAAAAACUCGCCAAUGAGUUAGAAAUCACACAAAGGAAAUCUGAAGCAAUUAAACUAGCUACUUUCGGGAAAAAUGGAAGUGUCCAGUAUCUAGAUAGUGCAACCAUCGAUUUGAUAACCGACUCGGGAGAAUUGAUUGCUAUUAAUGUUCUGAUAGUACCAUCCAUAGCAAGCCCUCUAACCAGCUACCACUCUUCUGAAGUAAAAAGACUACCAUACCUUCAAGGACUCAAAUUAGCACAUCCGGUUUCAGCUGACAGCGAAUUUGUAAUUUCGUUUUUAAUUGGAGCAGAUCAUUACUGGAGAAUUGUAGAAAACCAAGUCAUACGGGGACCGGGACCAACUGCUGUGAAGUCGAAGACUGGAUUUCUGCUUUCAGGACCAACUUCUCAAUCAUCUUGUAUAAACAAUGUCAGUGAUCACAUAUACAAUGUUAUAGCUAUGCAUACAUCAAUAGAACAAGCACUGGAACGCUUCUGGGAAUUAGAGAACAUUGGAAUCACGGACACACCAGAUAAGAACGAGUCCAGUGAUAAAGUCAAGAUGUACCAAUAUAAAUGCAUCGAGUUUCGAGACGACAAAUACUACGCCAAGUUGCCAUGGAAACAUGACCAUUCUGAGCUACCGUCGAAUUAUGGAAUUGCACUGAAAAGAACCCAAAAUUCCAGCACCACACCUAUCAGGAUAGUGUACGACUGUAGCUGCCGCGAAUCACGUGACAAGCCGAGCCUUAACGACUGCUUGGAUUCAACGCCACCCAUCUUAAAUGAUUUGACAUCAAUUCUGACAAGAUUUCGAUUACACGAAUUUGCUGUAACCACUGAUAUUGAAAAAGCAUUUCUGCACGUUGGUUUACAUGAGAAUGACCGAGAUGCAACGAGAUUCCUUUGGUUGAAGGACCCGAAUGAUCUCAACAGUUCAUUAGUGCCUUACCGUUUCAGAGCAGUGCUGUUUGGAGCAACUUGCUCCCCAUUUAUUUUAAAUGCGACAAUUCUGAAGCAUCUACAGAACAAGAACUCUACAAGUGCAAGUAUUCUGGGAAGAGAUCUGUAUGUGGAUAACGUGAUAUCCAGUUUUGCAAGUGAAACUGAUGCUAUUGAGUACUUUCGGGAAUCAAGGAAGAUCAUGAUGGAUGCAGGAAUGAAACUUAGAUCAUGGGCAUCAAACAGGACCAUCAUGGAUUUACAACAGAGAGGCAUGGCCAUGUUGGAACCCACAACCGACCUCAGUACAGUCUGUAAUGGAGACACAAGAGAAAUGCACGACAACAUCAAACGACCUUACUACUAA
Messenger RNA from Saccostrea echinata, 2580 nucleotides. RefSeq lists its product as uncharacterized. The record is from RefSeq and is a predicted model, not a curated record. Lineage: Eukaryota; Metazoa; Mollusca; Bivalvia; Ostreida; Ostreidae. The transcript is spliced from 5 exons. Bases 1 to 2580 code for a protein of 859 amino acids.